GCAACACCGUAACCCUGGAGGUGUGCUCCGAAGAGACCCUCUACCAGAUUAUGAUGCGCUACCUGCCUCACAACUCGCACAUGCUCUCCUACUCCUGGCGGUACCUGGGCCGGGGACUGUGCCUGACCAAGACCCUGGCCGACAACGGCGUGCCUGAUGAACGGGACCGCUUCAGCGAUGUGGCUCUACCAGAGAACAUGCACAUACCGGCGCUACUCAUCUACUAUAAUGACGACUUGACUGAAGAUCCCCACCGGGAUGACUGCUUCUGCCACGACGAAGGUUGUGUGAAAUGUGGAAAAGUUGAAGUUUGA
This is a messenger RNA of Ostrinia furnacalis (Asian corn borer), 314 nucleotides long. Its product is annotated as cytochrome b5 domain-containing protein 1-like. The annotation marks the transcript as partial. The record is from RefSeq and is a predicted model, not a curated record. The transcript has 2 exons. NCBI's taxonomy places the organism in Eukaryota, Metazoa, Arthropoda, Insecta, Lepidoptera, Crambidae.